Macrobrachium nipponense is the source of this 606-nucleotide messenger RNA. RefSeq names its product protein starmaker-like. The coding region runs from base 1 to 606 and encodes 201 amino acids. NCBI's taxonomy places the organism in Eukaryota, Metazoa, Arthropoda, Malacostraca, Decapoda, Palaemonidae. The transcript has a single exon. The record is from RefSeq and is a predicted model, not a curated record.
AUGAGUGAAUGCUUUCAUAAGAGCCAGGAGUCAGUGAGGGAAUGCGUCGAUAAGAGCAAUGAGUCAAUGACUGAAAGCGUUGAUGAGAGCAAUGAGUCAAUGAGUAAAAGCGUUGAUGAGAGCCAUGAGUCAAUGAGUGAAAGCACUGAUGAGAGCCAAGAGUCAAUGAGUGAAAGCGUUGACGAGAGCAAUGAGUCAAUGACUGAAAGCGUUGAUGAGAGCAAUGAGUCAAUGAGUAAAAGCGUUGAUGAGAGCCAUGAGUCAAUGAGUGAAAGCACUGAUGAGAGCCAAGAGUCAAUGAGUGAAAGCGUUGAUGAGAGCCAUGAGUCAAUGAGUGAAAGCACUGAUGAGAGCCAAAAGUCAAUGAGUGAAAGCAUUUAUGAGAGCAAUGAGUCAAUGAGUGAAAGCAUUGAUGAGAGCCAUGAGUCAAUGAGUGAAAGCAUUGAUGAGAGCCAUGAGUCAAUGAGUGAAAACGUUGAUGAGAGCCAUGAGUCAAUGAGUGAAAACGUUGAUGAGAGCCAUGAGUCAAUGAGUGAAAGCAUUGAUGAGAGCCAGGAGUCAAAGAGUGAAUGCUUUGAUGAGAGCCAGGAGUCAAUGAAUGAGUGA